AUGCAGUCCCUCGUCUUCCUUAUUACGGCAGUGCUCCUGAUCUUGUCGACGGCGACAGCCGACAAUGUGACGACGGAGUUCAUUCCUCUAUACUACACGUGCAGCGAGGAUGGUGGCCGGUACGGAGAAAACAGCACGUACUUGUCCAACCUGAAGGUGCUGGCCGGGUUGCUCUCGGCGAACGCAAGCACAGCCAACUUCGUCUCCGGCACCGCCGGCCAGGCGCCUGACGCGGUCUACGGCUUCGUGCUCUGCCGCGGGGACUACACCGGCGCCGCCACCUGCGGCAAGAGCAUCUCCAUGGCGUUCCGCAACACCGUCGACAAGGGCUUCCUCUGCCGGUUCUACAAGGACGUGACCAUCUACUACGACGACUACAUGCUCCGCUUCUCCGGCGACGACGUCCGCCGGAACCUCACCAACAGACCGGCAUGGGUCGCGCUGAACAUGAACAGUGUGACUCGUGUCGCCGGCAAGAAUUACGGCGAGAAAGUCGAGAAGCUGACCAAGAUGAUCGUGGAGGUGGCCGCGAGCUCGCCGGCCCGGUACGGCACGGGGGAGGCGUGGGUGGGAGGCAACGACGUCGUCAGCAUGGCCUACGGGCUGCUGCAGUGCACGCCUGACCUCCAGACGGAUGACUGCCGGAGCUGCCUCGCCGAUCUCGUCUCCAUGAUGCCGGCGCACUUCAGCCACGAAUCCAGUGACUACUACGUUGGCGGGAGGAUUCUUGGCCCCCGGUGUAACCUGCGCUACGAGAAAGAGCUUUUCUUCCAGGAGACCAAUGCCACGCUCCUGAUCGAUGUGCCUAAAAACUCAAAAACCAGAAAUGAGCUAGAGGAAUGGACAAGACUGGUUGCUGUGGAGAUAGGAACGAUGUUUACACACUUUACUUUAUCUGAGAUAAGAAGUGCCACUGACAAUUUCUCAGAAGCAAAGAAACUUGGAGAAGGAGCUUUUGGUCCCGUUUACUGGGGUAAAUUAGCUUAUGGAGUUGUGGCAAUCAAAAGAUUAGCAGCAUAUUCAAGUCAAGGUUUGGAACAGUUCAGAAAUGAAAUUAGAUUCAUAGCAAAGCUUCAACAUUUAAAUCUUGUCAAGCUGAUUGGUUUCUGUAUGCAACAAAAAGAGAAGAUACUUAUCUAUGAGUACAUGCCCAACAAGAGCUUAGAUGACAUUUUCAAAGAUGUUGCGAAGUGGGCAUCGCUAACAUGGCCUUUGCGUCAGAAUAUAAUUGAUGGCAUCGCUCAAGGACUUCUUUACAUACACAACUUUUCACAAUCAGAAACAUGCAUUGUCCACAGAGACUUGAAAGCAAGUAACAUUCUAUUGGACCAUCAAAUGAAUCCAAAGAUUUCUGAUUUUGGGAUAGCGAUGCUUAGCUCAAGUGCAACAGAAUCACAAGAUACUGUACCAAUGGGAACACUGUAA
Sorghum bicolor (sorghum) is the source of this 1425-nucleotide messenger RNA. Its product is annotated as cysteine-rich receptor-like protein kinase 25. The coding region runs from base 1 to 1425 and encodes 474 amino acids. NCBI's taxonomy places the organism in Eukaryota, Viridiplantae, Streptophyta, Magnoliopsida, Poales, Poaceae. The record is from RefSeq and is a predicted model, not a curated record. The transcript has 4 exons. Gene Ontology annotation, biological process: protein phosphorylation. Gene Ontology annotation, molecular function: ATP binding; protein kinase activity.